This is a messenger RNA of Lecanosticta acicola, 1353 nucleotides long. The record is from the annotation of a GenBank genome assembly. Lineage: Eukaryota; Fungi; Ascomycota; Dothideomycetes; Mycosphaerellales; Mycosphaerellaceae.
AUGGCAUCGCUCUUGGGAAUGACCAAGUGGGCCGGUCUCCCUCUCUCCUUCCGCACCCGAGCAUAUGCCACGACCGCAGCGACCGCUUCUCAGAAUACCUCCAACACAACUCUUCCACCCCCAUGGAGGCCUUCACACGUCCUGGAUGAAUGGGUUGCUCGGGAGGCACGACCGGUUAGUCUUCGUCGCUUGACUUUCUUCGGUCGUACUCUCACCGAGGAACGACUGAUCAGCUCCGCCAACUAUGUACGUCUCGAGCUUCCGACGAGGAUCGCACACCGGCUACGAAAUAUGCAGACUCUGCCUUACUCGGCCGUGACAAAUAAACACAUCAGCCAUGUCUACGAGCUGUACUACCAGGCUUUCGAACGUUUCCGCAAGGUGCCCGAAGUCCGAUCGUUGGCCGACAACGACAGGUUCUGCCACGUCCUCAAGGAGACCCUGAAGGAGCACCUCUCCGUCAUUCCUCGCCUGGCCAUGGGUAUUUUGGAAAUACAAGACUCCGUCAGCAGCGAAGCAUGUGAUCGAUUCAUGACUACGCUACUGCGCUCUCGGAUCAGUCGUAGAGUGAUUGCCGAGCAGCACUUAGCGCUCAACGAGACGUUUCACUCCCCCUGGCACUUCCCCAACGCGAAGAAGCCCAUUGGCGGCACCGAGGAUGACUUUGUAGGCGAGAUCUUUCUCAAGUGCAAUGCCAAGGAGAUCAUUGAGAAUUGUGCCCACACCGCCACACAGCUUGUGAAGCAGACUUAUGGGUCAGACGUUGCUGUUCCAGAAAUUCAGCUGCAGGGCCAUCUGGAAACGACUUUUCCAUAUAUUCCAUCUCACAUUGAGUACAUCAUUGGGGAGCUGCUCAGGAACAGCCUUCAAGCGACGGUCGAACAGAGAGGACUGGCCGAGCCUCCACCAAUUCAGGUUCUGGUUUGCGAAGCUGUUCAGCACGUCAUCUUCCGCGUCUCAGAUCAGGGAGGCGGUGUGGACCGCCAAGUAUUGCCCUAUCUUUGGUCUUUUGCAAAGGGCCCGAGGGGCAAGAAUCGACACCAGAAUCUGCAGCAGGUCCCCCGAUUGGCAGCUACUAUGAAAGAGCUGCAGCUUCCAUCUAUAGGUCCCGACCAGAGCAAUGCGAGCAUCGGAGAGCGAUAUGGCGGCUCCCUCGGGCCUCUUGCUGCACGGCCUCCCGAAUUGAAGUUGGGCAUGGGCUUGCCGAUGAGCAAGAUUUACGCGGAAUACUGGGCAGGUAGUCUGGAGGUUCAUUCCUUGGAAGGCUACGGAUGUGAUGCGUUCCUGCAGGUCAGCAGACUGGGCAAUAAGAACGAGACUCUCAGUACAAGGGCGGCGAUGGAUGGUGUUUGA